This is a messenger RNA of Belonocnema kinseyi, 450 nucleotides long. Its product is annotated as carbonic anhydrase 1-like. The record is from RefSeq and is a predicted model, not a curated record. The coding region runs from base 1 to 450 and encodes 149 amino acids. Gene Ontology annotation, molecular function: zinc ion binding; carbonate dehydratase activity. The transcript has 3 exons. NCBI's taxonomy places the organism in Eukaryota, Metazoa, Arthropoda, Insecta, Hymenoptera, Cynipidae.
AUGGAGAUGAAAAUAUUUUUUUAUAGAGCAGAUUUAAAAUCAUUUGAGAAAGCUGAAACACAAAAGGGCGGUCUUGCCGCUUUCAGCGUGGGACUCAAGAGCGGAUAUGGUACUCCAGACCAUUUGUUUGACAAUCUCGAAAGAAACUUACAUAAAGUGCAAUCCAUAAAUUCAUCAUCAGAGAUAACUCCGUUUCGCUUCGCAAGUAUUUUUGAUUACACGAGUACAUUUCUAUCAUUUUAUUUUUACGAUGGCUCACUAGAUUAUCCUCCAUGCUCGGAAUCUGUAUCUUGGUUCAUAGUGGAUUAUGUUGAUGCUAUUACUGAUAACCUGAUACGUGGAUUCAGAAAUAUAAAGUUGGCCGAGGGAGACGUGUCGAAUGUUAGACCUCCACAGGCACUAAACAAACGUCAAGUUAAGAAUGUGUUUGUUCAUGAUGGGAAGAAGUGA